AUUCAUUUUACAACACCCAAGUCUAUCCACUGCGCAUGCGCUAAGUCCUCCACCACGUGUACCUGGGAAGCCAUUCAAGUCAAUAAAGACAUCUCUGACAAGUAUUUUCAUCUCUCAUCACACUCAGUUCAUUGAUUAUGGCCGCGUUCAGAGCAUUCAGACCACUGAUGGACCGUGUUCUAGUGCAGAGAGUGGCUGCAGAGACAAAAACCAAGAGCGGGUUGUUCAUACCUGAGAAGGCACAGGACAAGGUCAACGUGGCCACCGUGAUAGCAAUAGGUCCGGGGAGGAUUGCAGAGGAUGGUGGCGAGCGCCCUGUGGUAGUCAAGGUGGGGGAGAAGGUCCUAGUACCAGAGUAUGGGGGGACAAAGGUCAACUUUGAAGAUACGGAUUAUAUGCUGUUCAGAGAUGGAGAUAUUCUGGGUGUCAUGGACAGUUAGCUCAUCAACACUAACUGUUUAUCUGACUCCAAUUUUCAUUGAUUUGAUUGAUUUUAAUUGAUAUUUUCUCACUAAAAAUCAUUUGUCAAUAUUAAUAAUUAUACGUUGAA
This is a messenger RNA of Halichondria panicea, 550 nucleotides long. Its product is annotated as 10 kDa heat shock protein, mitochondrial-like. The coding region runs from base 138 to 440 and encodes 100 amino acids. The record is from RefSeq and is a predicted model, not a curated record. Gene Ontology annotation, cellular component: mitochondrial matrix. Gene Ontology annotation, molecular function: protein folding chaperone; ATP binding; protein-folding chaperone binding. The transcript is spliced from 5 exons. Lineage: Eukaryota; Metazoa; Porifera; Demospongiae; Suberitida; Halichondriidae.